Penicillium coprophilum is the source of this 1062-nucleotide messenger RNA. RefSeq lists its product as uncharacterized. The record is from RefSeq and is a predicted model, not a curated record. Gene Ontology annotation, molecular function: (3R)-hydroxyacyl-[acyl-carrier-protein] dehydratase activity. NCBI's taxonomy places the organism in Eukaryota, Fungi, Ascomycota, Eurotiomycetes, Eurotiales, Aspergillaceae. The coding region runs from base 1 to 1062 and encodes 353 amino acids. Gene Ontology annotation, cellular component: mitochondrion. The transcript has 2 exons.
AUGAAGACAAAUUCACUCAGGCCCCUGAUCUCUUUGCGAGGUGGGCGUCAUGCAUGCCGGACUUACUCGUCGCUUUCCGAGCGCUUGCAUCAUGAACUGACCACAAGGAAACUCCCAUUGACUUACGAUUAUCUACACCCCCAACCAUCGCAUCUUCUGAACCUCACUCUCCGUGAUCUUCUUGCGCACUCUCAGACCUCCUCCGACUAUGCGACUUUGCCCUCAAUACACAACCCAUCCCCACUCCCUGUCGGUCAACACUUGAUCUACUUCCCGCCACAGGUGACCUUGUCCCAACUACUCCCAGACGGCACAGAUACGUUACACACACCGGGUGACCCAUUUAAUCGGCGUCUCUGGGCAGGCGGGAAUGUAAGAUUCCCCGUACGCAGUCCGCUACUGGAUGGCAGCCGCGCAGUCUGUAUAGAAUCCAUUCGCAAUGUGACAGUCAAGGGCCGCGAGGGGGACGAGAAAGUGAUUGUCACUAUUGAGCGACGCAUUGGAAAAGUUUCCGAACAAGAAACAGCAGAUCAAACCUGGAACCGGAUAUGGAAAGAGAACGAAGAUAACGUGGGAGAAUCGUCAGUCAUUGAGAAUCGGGACCUCAUCUUCAUGCGCCUCAAAACCAGCGCCCAGAUCGAGGCCGAUAAAGCACAAUUUGGAAAGUCAGGUAGGAUGGUGAGACCUCCCUCCGGUGCGACGUUCCGCCAUGCCCUCAUACCUACCAAAGCGCUGUUGUUCCGCUUCUCAGCGCUGACUUUCAAUGCUCAUUCCAUCCACCUUGAUAAGAGCUAUACUCAGAACCAAGAGGGAUACCCGAAUCUUUUGGUUCAUGGUCCGUUGACGCUCACGCUUCUGUUGAGUGUGCUUCAUCAACAGCUGAGUAGAUUAAAUCUCCGCAUCAGUGACAUUGAGUAUAAGAAUCUAGCGCCUCUUUUUGUCGAACAACAGUUGGUGAUAUGUGGCAAACCUAAGAAUGACACUGGGUCUUGGGAUGUGUGGAUUGAAGGUCCCGAUGGAGGAUUAGCUGUUCGGGGUACUGCGCGCACGAUGUCGGAAUAA